This is a messenger RNA of Neurospora hispaniola, 2409 nucleotides long. RefSeq lists its product as uncharacterized. Lineage: Eukaryota; Fungi; Ascomycota; Sordariomycetes; Sordariales; Sordariaceae. Gene Ontology annotation, molecular function: DNA binding. The transcript has a single exon. Gene Ontology annotation, biological process: regulation of DNA-templated transcription. The record is from RefSeq and is a predicted model, not a curated record. The coding region runs from base 94 to 2364 and encodes 756 amino acids.
CUCCAAGGCUGCCCAUUCCAUUUCCAUUCCAGUUUUCUCUCUUCACCUUUGUCGCAUCACCAACCUACGACAGAGUUUGACUACCUAUCAACCAUGACAAAGCCAAAAGCCGCGGGCGCGCAAACCCGCGACCCUUACAAUGAAAUCCCAGGCUCGAGCGAGGACGAGGCAUACCUCAGUACAAGAUCCCGACCCACAAUCGAUCAACUUGAGUCUGAUCAGGGCGAUCAUCGUCAAGAAGCAAAUCGCCAUCGCUCGCGUAACGCUAGGGCGGCCAGCUCUGAACUAGACCAUGACGAUGACGACGCUUACGAUCCCACACGUGAGGGAGCCGAGCACUCUGAGCCCGAAGUUGUGCCCGAAGCACCGGCGCCGACAAAGCGCGGACGAGGUCGCCCCAGGAAGAACCCGGAACAGCCGGCUCAGCCCAGGCAAGACCGUCCAAGAGGCCGCCCUCCGUUGACAGGAGAUGCUACAGGCGUUCCAGCCAAGCUCGAGAUCAAGAAAAUUGGUACCAACUUGAACGAAGUAGCGCGCAAGGACUUGAUCAAGUUGCCAGAGUGGUACAAGAUGGCUGGUGACUGGGUCGACCAACGCCAACAGAGGGUUGACGCACUUGACAGCCUUGAAAAGGUACAGAGGAUAUUACGCCGACCCGAAAUCUCCGAGCACUUUUCAAAGGACGAUCAGAAGUCGGUGGAGAAGAAAUGGCGAGGUGAUCCUGCGCGCAAGCGCAAGCUUGACCAUGGUGGGAACACAAAGAUUCUCAGCCUCUACAAAGACUGUUUGUGUCUGCUUCGUUGUUUGCCAGAAGACAUCAUCUGCCAGCGAAACUACCUCGAGUAUGACGAAAGCGACCAUAGGUCGUCCCUGGUAUGGCGUGCCAAUUUUUGUGAGGCCCUCAAGACGCUAAUCUGUCACCCGUUUUGGUUGAACGACAUCAACUUGUUGGUCACCGCCAUCCACUAUACCGUCAUCACGGUCAGUAGUGACCGUCAUCCGUGGAAGUACGAGACAAAGGCAUCCGACACGUUUCCCUCUCGUAUUCAAAAGCUCAGCCGAGAGGGCCAGAAUCGCAAGAUGCGCAACAUCCGCAUUCAAGCCGUCGAAAACAUGCGGGCGGAAGGCAUAACGCAAUCCCAGUGGAAUAUUCUCUUUGAGCGCAUUGAGGCUAUUGCGGCCAAGAAUAAGUAUUCCAGUGAGGAGAUAUUGACCAACACAGGGCGGACGCCAAAUGCGCCGUACAAAGUACACCACCUGCAUCUCGAGAUUCUAACGCUCGCCCUAGAUUCUAUGGCUGCAAUGGGAUGGCCCAUGUUCCAGUCAUCCGCAGCCCUGUACGAGGGUGUAAGCGGGCGACGCUCGCGGGAUACCUAUCCCCUAGCCGCACAGCUGUCUGACCUACGGGAUUAUGCCAUUCUACGCAGCAUGGAGCUCGAUUUGGAGUACGAAAACAAGUCCCAAACCAAGUUCGAAAAGACUCAGCGUGUCACCCGAGAGUCUAAUGAGGACAGGCAGGUACCACGAAGGACCACAAGAGAGUUGACAGUUCCCUCCAAGCACCUCGCAGCAUCCGUUGUCGCGCCGACAAAGCAAGCCUUGCGGGUGGAAAUCGCUCGUGCGGCUGACAUCAAUCCGAGCGACUUUGCCGUCGUUGACGACGAAGUUCCCGAUAGCCAGCAUGAUCAAGAAGAUUACGGCAACCUUGAAGACGAGGAUCCGAUUGGCGAUCCUGGCGGAAACUUACCCAGCCGCCCAGAUCAAGAUGACAUUGAUGCAGAUGAAGAUCACCGCCCGCCGACGCGUACCAACAAGCGUCCACACGUGGAUUCUGAGGGCCUUGAGACCUUGCGUCCGACGCACAAAAGGCCUCGGCCCCCCGCUGAGCAGUCAGCAAGGGGUGUUGAACAAGAUGAAAACUUCUCCGACUACCCGGGCGGUUACCAUGAUCCGGGUGAUGGCGGUAACCGUCCGCCGGCGGUAGAAGUUUCCGCUACCCAACCGCCAUCCCAUAAAGUGGGAGAUUCUCAACAACAUGAAUCUGUAAAGGCAGAGUCGCAGCGGACUGCUCAGAGCUCGAACAAGAGGAGCCAAGAUGACUUGGUCCCUGAGACGCAGCCUGAAGGUUCUCAAACGGCGCAUAACGCGGCGGACAAAGUUGCCGCAUCGGCUUCCAGUCAGCCUCAGACUUCCACUGGCUUCAAACAUCCUUGGACCACCCCUCCCGGAUAUCGAAUGGUUUCCAUGGACGAUGUCAGUCCACGAAAAAUGGAAAGGCUGCGACGGAUCUAUGAGGAGAAUAAUUGGGAAACAGUCAUGCGACGAAAACGUUCGGAAAGAUUUCCAGAUUGGUUGUAUGAGUAGACGGAAAGGAACUUUGCCAAGGUAGUUUCUGUGGGAAUAUAGGAG